AUGACCUCACGUAUCGACAAGACAAUUGCUCGACAACGAGAGAAGAUCGCUUCUGGUGCUUACUAUGAAGCUCACCAGCAACUGCGGGUCAUCGCUGCCCGGUAUAUCAAGCAAGCGAACUACGAUGCGGCGGCAGAGAUUCUUGCUGGCGGCGCCGCCGCACUACUGAAAGCUGGAUCUCAACAGGGUGCUUCUGCCAGUGGCGGCGAUUUGGCGAUCAUGUUGGUGGUUGAAGUCUACACAAAGGCGGGGUGGGAGAUCACUGGAGGAAAUGACGAUGCGGAGGGGCGGGCUCGGAAGAAGCGCUUAAUCGAACUUCUGCACGAAUUCCCGCCCGAAGAGCCUACCCGGAAGAGGUUUAUCCAGGAGAUGAUCGGUUGGAGUGGCAGGUUUGGACCCUUAGAACGCGGCGACCCUGAGUUGCAUCAUGCCGCUGGAUCGGUAUACGCGGAAGACCACGAACCCUAUGACGCGGAAAAGCAUCUCAUCUUUGGUACCUCGGAAUCAGCUGAGACUCUGGCCAAACUGGAAUUCGAGUGGUACACCCAUGACGAACCGCACACUGCCGCACUUUAUGCCUCUCGCGCGGUAUUCCCAUAUCUCUUGAUCGGAAACCUUCGCAGCGCCAACAAAGCCUUCCUCAUUUUCACGUCAAAGCUUUCCUCCACAAACCCCUCACUCGGCGUGCAAGAUGUCAGCAGCGCUAGCUCUGACGUACGCGUCUUCCCCGCGCUGCCAUUGUUGAAUUUCAUCAGCAUGCUGCUCCUUACGAUUCAGCGCGGUAGUUCGGAUUUGUAUAAGCAGUUGACGGCGCAUUAUGCAUCUCAUAUUAGAGACGUCGGAAUCUGGGAUGACGCCCUGUCUCAGAUAGGCGAGCAAUAUUUCGCAAUCAAGAUCCCAAGGCAGAGCAACCCGCUGCUGGAUAUGAUGGGAAGCAUGUUCUUUGGUGGCGGUCAGGAUGGCGCUGGUGCCCGGAUGGCACCUCAGGGCAGAGGAGGGUCGAAGAGGGUGGAAGCGCCUCCGACGAGUAUGGAGCUCGAUUAG
Molecule: messenger RNA, 1044 nt
Organism: Aspergillus piperis CBS 112811
Lineage: Eukaryota; Fungi; Ascomycota; Eurotiomycetes; Eurotiales; Aspergillaceae
Product: protein GET4
Exons: 4
Coding region: 1-1044 (347 amino acids)
Biological process (GO): protein insertion into ER membrane
Cellular component (GO): TRC complex; cytosol
Molecular function (GO): protein binding
Source: RefSeq, a predicted model, not a curated record